AUGCAGAUACUGCCUCUCAAUUUCUUAUUGUAUACUAUAAGUGGUUUAUGGCGACCAAUCAAGUGGUCUUCAAAAUGCUCCAAGUUACUGUAUAGUAUGUUCACCUUUUCCACGAUAUAUCUAUUAUCAUAUUUGAUGCUGACUCACUUACUGUAUAUCAUCUUUGUUAUCGAUAACGUGGAAGACUUCGCAUCGACUUCCCCAUUUUUCUUCUCAACAAUCAGCGUAAUAUUCAAAGCGGUUACUGCUGUUAUCUAUCGCGACCGAAUUGUCAAUACAGUUGAAAUUCUGCAAAAAGAACCAUGCAAAGCCUGUGAUAAAGAUGAGACUGAUAUUCAGAUGAAAUUCGAUCAUACAAUGAGAUCGUAUUCCAUAUAUUACUUACUUUUAUGUACGUUUUCGGCGGUGGGUGCUGUAACGGCAGGAAUGCUCGAUGUUUUGGAGGGUCAGUUACCUUAUAACACGUGGGUACCUUGGGAUUGUACUUCAUUCCUUUUAUUCUUGUUUACGUCCCUUCAAGAAAUCGUAUCUCUAAUUGUCGCCACGAUUGUAAACAUAGCGACGGAAACUAUAGUAUUAGGAUUUUGUUUACAAUUGUGUGCACAAUUUGAAAUUUUGGAGCAUCGCCUUCAAAGAAUGGUAAAACGCAGAGAAGAGGAAAUAUUUCCGGAAAGUUCGUUGAAUAAAGUAUCGCGCAAAAUAAGCAAGUUGUCGAAGCACAUUUCCCAUCAUCUAUGCAUAAUCAGACUUGCCGGAACAAUUAAUGGCGUAUACAGCAAAGUGAUCUUUGUUCAAUUUUUCGUUAGUAUUUUGGUAUUAUGUUCAAUUGUGUACCAUUUGUCUUCUCAUUUGACGUUUACAGACGUCGCCACCUUAAUCGUCUACACAUUCAGCAUGUUUGUGCAGAUUUUUGUUUAUUGCUGGGCUGGAAACGAAGUUAUGCUCAAAGUAAUGACUGCUAUAAAGACACAUCUGAUCAUAAAGAGAGUUACGAAUAUGCAAAUGUUUUCUCUAAAUUUUUUAAUGUAUACCAUUGGUGGUGUAUGGAUGCCAAUUGAAUGGUCAUCGAACAUCGCUAAGCUACUGUACAAUGUGUUUACCACGGUUAUACUAGUUUUGUUAUACUUUUUGAUGAUAACUCAAUUCAUGGAUAUCAUUCUUGUUGUCGAUAAUAUCGAUGAUUUCGCAACAAAUACUUUAAUGUUUUUGACUAUUGUUGCUGUUACUUGUAAAGCAACAAUCGUUGUAGUACGUCGGAAGGCGAUCAUCAACUUGGUGCAAGUAUUAUUGACGGCACCUUGUAAACCUCGAAAUGAGGACGAAAUGACGAUACAAACUAAAUUUGAUAAAUUUAUAAAAUCAUGCUCGAUAAAAUAUUCGCUUUUAGCAACAAGUUCCGUUACUGGUGUUACAGUAAGAUCUGUGCUAAAUGCUAUGCAAGGUCAAUUACCUUAUCGAGUAUGGCUACCAUAUGAUUUUAAUGUAUCUCCAAUGUUCUGGAUUACGUGUGUCCAACAAAUCAUAACAGUGAUUUUUGUUACUAUUAUAAAUGUCGGCACGGAAACCCUAGUUUUUGGAUUGUUUCUGCAAACAUGUGCUCAAUUUGAAAUCUUUGAAAGUCGUCUUCGAAAAUUAGUGACUAAUAAAACUAAUGAAUUAAUGAAAAAUAAAAUUAGAUAUUUAGAACACUCUUCUCCUUCGUCAAAUGAAGAAAAAGCGAUAAUAUCAAAAUAUAUAUAUCAUCAUCUCAAGAUUUACAAAUAUGCCAGAACGGUAAACGUCAUAUUCAAUCAGGUACUCUUUGUCCAAUUCUUUGGCAGUAUAUUGGUAUUAUGUACAAGUGUAUAUUAUCUAUCAGCACAUAGUUCGCUAUCCGAAACAGCCACUUUGAUAGUAUACACUAUUUGUAUGUUUGUACAAAUCUAUGUUUAUUGUUGGUCGGGAAACGAAGUCAUACUUAAGAGUAUGAGCGUAGGAGACACAAUAUAUCAUAUGAACUGGCCUUCACUAUCAGUCAACGAAAGAAAAGAAUUAUUAAUGAUCAUGUUACGCAGCACACUUCCUAUGAAAUUUACCAGUAGCUUUUUGAUAACCUUAUCUCUCCAGUCUUACAGUAGUAUCUUAAAAAUAUCAUACUCGGCAUUUAAUGUAUUACAAAAGGGUCAAAAUAUGCAAAUACUUUCUCUAAAUUUUUUUAUAUAUAACCUUUGUGGUAUGUGGCGACCUAAUGAGUGGUCAUCAAAUGGUGCAAAACUACUGUAUAAUGUAUUUACCUUUAUGGUAAUAUUCUCGGAGUACUUUUUGGUGGUAACCCAAUUUAUGGAUAUAAUUUUUAUUGUCGAUAAUAUCGACGAUUUUGCCACUAAUACUCUAAUGUUCUUGACUAUUGUUGCCGUAUGUUGUAAAGCUACUAUCGUUGUGAUACGUCGGAAUGCGAUCAACAAUUUGGUGCAAUUAUUGAUGGAGACGCCGUGUAAACCUCGUGACGAGGAUGAAUUAGCAAUAGAAACGAAAUUUGAUACAUUCAUCAGAUCGUGUUUGAUAAAAUACACCCUUUUGUCGAUGAGCUCUCUUACAGGCGUGACAAUAGGAUCAGUAGGGAAUAUCAUGCAAGGUUAUCUUCCUUAUCGAAUAUGGUUGCCAUUUAAUUACACUAUACCCUUGGCAUUUUGGACUAUAUCCAUCCAUCAGAUUGUAACUUUAAUUUUUGCCACCAUGAUAAAUGUCAGCACGGAUAUUUUAGUCCUUGGAUUGUUUUUACAUACGUGUUCCCAGUUUGAAAUUUUCGAAAGUCGUCUUCACAAAUUAGUGAUUAAUAAAACAAUUAACUAUCUGGGAAAUGCAGUCUCUUCGUUGAAUAAAGAUAAAACAGAGAUAUCGGAAUGCAUACGUCAUCAUCUCAGCAUUUACAAAUACGCCAAAAUGGUAAAUGUUAUAUUCAACCAGGUGCUCUUCGUUCAAUUCUUUGCAAGCAUACUGGUAUUAUGUACAAGCGUGUAUUAUCUGUCAAUACAUAUUAGAAAUUUCUCUGGUAUUCUGCCUUUUUUAGUAUACACUAUUGGCAUGUUUGUACAAAUUUAUAUUUAUUGCUGGUCCGGAAACGAAGUCAUUCUUAAGAGUAUGAGUGUAGGAGACGCUGUAUAUUGUAUGGAUUGGCCACUAUUAUCAGUUAACGAAAAGAAACAAUUGCUCAUGGUCAUGCUACGGAGCACAAUUCCUAUAAAGUUCACAAGCAGCUUCUUGAUAACCGUCUCCCUUCAAUCAUACAGCAGUAUAUUAAAAAUGUCAUACUCGGCAUUUAAUAUACUUCAGAAGUAA
Molecule: messenger RNA, 3318 nt
Organism: Trachymyrmex cornetzi
Lineage: Eukaryota; Metazoa; Arthropoda; Insecta; Hymenoptera; Formicidae
Exons: 13
Coding region: 1-3318 (1105 amino acids)
Biological process (GO): sensory perception of smell; detection of chemical stimulus involved in sensory perception of smell
Cellular component (GO): plasma membrane
Molecular function (GO): odorant binding; olfactory receptor activity
Source: RefSeq, a predicted model, not a curated record